CCCCCCCACCCACUGCAUCCCAAAACCAGUCCAACCUGUCUCUGCCUCCCUAACCGGUUCUUCCUCUCACCCAUCCCUUCCUCCCACCCCAAGCUGCACCCCCAUCUACCUACUAACCUCAUCCCACCUCCUUGACCUGUCCGUCUUCCCUGGACUGACCUAUCUCCUCCCUACCUCCCCACCUAUACUCUCCUCUCCACCUAUCUUCUUUUCUCUCCAUCUUCGGUCCGCCUCCCCCUCUCUCCCUAUUUAUUCCAGUUCCCUCACCCCAUCCCCCUCUCUGAUGAAGGGUCUAGGCCCGAAACAUCAGCUUUUGUCUUCCUGAGAUGCUGCUUGGCCUGCUGUGUUCAUCCAGCCUCACAUUUUAUCUUGGAAUUCUCCAGCAUCUGCAGUUCCCAUUAUCUCCGCUUCCUGGGAAAUGGUGUUUUUAACCACCCCCUGCAGCUUCAGGUAUACUUCUGCUGCAGCGGGUAAGUCCCCUGGGCCGUUCAGUGGGAAAGGCUGCGGUCCCUGUGCAACCACCCGCAUUCAACAUCUGGUCACACCUCAGCCCCAUAUGCAGUUGUCCGGUAUGGAACUGGAGAUUAGAAGGUGAUUUGCAAAUGGGAAACUCAAAGCAAAUUUUAUAUCAAGAAUUGACAGUCACUCAAUUCGUCAGGACCUAAAUAUUUUGAAUGUGGAAGGAAUAAUAUUGGUCUACUUUGUCUGUGAAAAAAGAUUUUCAAAGAUCUGUGUGACUGGAAAGUCAGUGAGAGAUACACUCACACACAACAAAAUCAGUGUUUUCCAGUGAGCUGACUAUGGAAAGAGCAUUAACCAGUUACACAGACAGAUAAAAACUCUCAUAACCAUUCACAACAGGAGGUGACUAUACAUUUGCUGUGCAUGCAGACAACACUGCAACUGCUCGUCAAACCUGGAGACACAUAAGGACAGCAGCACCACGGAGAAACCGUGGAAAUGUGGGUUUUGUGACAAGAGGUUCAAAUUCCCAUCCAAGCUUGAAAUUCAUCGACGCAGUCACACCGGGGAAAGACCAUUCCCAUGCUCUGUUUGUGGGAAGGGAUUCAUGAAUGAAUCUCACCUUAUUGCGCAUCAAGUGGUUCACACUGAAACACGACCUUUCAAAUGUGCUGAUUGUGAGAAGAGCUUUAAGAACGCAGGGGGUCUGUUGGCUCACCAGCGAUUUCACACUGAAGAGAGGCCCUUCAGCUGCACUUACUGUGGGAAGGGAUUUACUCGGUCUUCCAGGCUAACUGAGCACCAGCGAGUUCACACUGGGGAGAGACCGUUCACCUGCUCCAAGUGUGGGAAGGGCUUCACUUGUUUAACCAGCCUAAAUUCACACCAAUUUGUCCACACCGAUAAGAAACCAUUUCAGUGUUCUUGCUGUGAGAAAUGCUUUAAAAGUACUGGUGAUCUGCUUCAGCAUCAGCGAGUUCACACUGGGGAGCGGCCAUUCACCUGCUCAGAAUGUGGGAAAGGAUUCGCACACUCAUCCCACCUACUGAGGCACCAGCCCGUUCACAGUGGAGAGAGGCCAUUCACCUGUGCUGUGUGCGGAAAGGGAUUUGCUCAGUCAUCUACCCUGCUGAGACACCAGUUAGUUCACACUGAUGAAAGGCCUUUUAAAUGUCCAGCCUGCGAGAAGUGCUAUAAAAGUUCUCGGGAACUGGUGUCCCAUCAACGUGUUCACACUGACGAAAGACCUUACCGGUGCUCCCAGUGUGGGACUGGGUUCAGGAGAUUGUCUCAACUCACUGCACACCAGAGAAUUCACAGUGGGGAGAGGCCGUUCACUUGUUCUGACUGCGGAAAGGGAUUUGCUCAGUCAUCUAAUCUGCAGAAACAUCAGCGAGUUCACAAGUAACUACAGUGAUUAUAUUUUGCUGUUAGUCACUACCAUUUGUUCUUUGGUAUUUGUCAAUUAUUCUUGGGUUCAUUCCCUUUGUUAUGUUUAGUUAUUGUCACUUUAUGACUUUAAUAUGAGGGGAUUGUUUGAAAUCUUCCUUACCUAUAUGUUAAAGAAUAGGGAGGCAUUUGCAGUGAGAACCCAAAGAUUGAUAUCUUUGAGCUCAUGUCUCAAUUCUUGGUUAUUUUGUGAAGUUCUCAUUAAAUCAGACACUUGCUCAUCAUUGACCAUUUGUUUUUCUCUUAGUCAGUUAUUGUCCUUUUUUUUAGUUUUUGUUUCUGCUGUGUUUAAAUCUUGAAAACAGUUUGUCACCUUUUCUACUUUAAAGGCAAAACCAUUACAGAAGACCACAAUGCACUCAAAUGGAAAAUACCAAUUUCAAGAAGUUGUUAAAAUCUGAAGUAUCAUACAUUUGGAAAAUUAAACACAUUGCUACAAAAUUAGAUUUAUUUAAAACAAACUAAAACACAUCAGCACAAGGAUGUUGCUGUAGUUAUAAUUUCUUUAUAAAGACUAACAAGGAAGGAUUUUACUAUUUAUGUCUUAUUCACCUUUUGAAAUCUGCAUAUAACCAGUCAUAAGCUAAACAGAGGCUCCUCAUCCUAAACACUGAUAGCUCUAAAACAUUAGGUUAUCAUUUUCAGGUAACAAGGUGUAGAGCUGGAUGAACACAGCAGGCCAA
Molecule: messenger RNA, 2594 nt
Organism: Stegostoma tigrinum
Lineage: Eukaryota; Metazoa; Chordata; Chondrichthyes; Orectolobiformes; Stegostomatidae
Product: gastrula zinc finger protein XlCGF71.1-like
Exons: 2
Coding region: 1070-1870 (266 amino acids)
Biological process (GO): regulation of transcription by RNA polymerase II
Molecular function (GO): RNA polymerase II cis-regulatory region sequence-specific DNA binding; DNA-binding transcription factor activity, RNA polymerase II-specific
Source: RefSeq, a predicted model, not a curated record